GCGGCACAGAGAGAGGGAUUCCCCUAAAAUGGUGGCACGUCUUUAUCGUGUCGUACUAGCGACUCGGGAGCCGCGGCAGCCUGCACUUAACCUCCGCCUGCCUUCUUGCACAUUGUUAGUCUUUCUAUCUUAACGAGCUGGCAGUUUGUGUGUUUCAUUUUUAAUAAAUCCAUUGUCUAAUUCUAUUUGUUGCAUUAACUUUCGCUCUCUGCCCUACUUACUACAGACAGUAUAGUAAAUUUCGCAUUGAAGCAAGAAUAAAAGCGCGCAGAGUGAUGAGAAGAGGGGAGCAGGGCUAGGGAAUGAGAGAAACGCAGCUGCUGCUUGUGCUAGUCUGGGCUCACACAUUGCUGCAGCGUCACACAAUCUGCAGGCUCUUCUGAACGGGGAAGCAGGCAGGAGCAGUUGCAUGAGAUUGCUGGAAAGAAAAAGUGCCUUCUCCUGAAACAAUAAGAACAAGCGAAGCUGCCAGAGAGACACAGCCAGACAGCCAGUACAACCAAACAACCCUGCUCGGAUCCCUGCUCUCUCUCUCUCUGGUUUUUACUUUCUCUCUCUCUCUCUCCCUCCCUCUCUCUCUUUUUGUGCUCGGUUGGGGAAUUUGGCCUUGUUCGCAUCCAUCGCUCAUCCAGACAGCAAGUCAUCCAUUCUCCUGCCGCUGAUCACCGGAGCUGGCAUUUAAGGAUUUUUUUUUUAUUCUGUCAUUUUUCUGUUGCCCUGGUUUGGACAGCCUUUUAAUUGUGUUUUUGGUUUUUUAAUUGUCGUGGUGAAGGACAGCAGAGAAGAAAGUUGUUUUUGGCUGUCGUCACUGUGUCCUCCCUGCCUGCCUGACUGCCUUUCUUGGUUUGUUUAUUUUCGGUUUUGAUGUUACUGGUGAGACUCUGAAGGAGAGAACGAGAGGAAAACUGAAUUAAAGGAUAGAAACAAAGAAAGGAACUGAAGUAGCUGUUCCCUUGAAGAGGUGGAGGAGUCAGGGUGCGGGUUGCUGCAUUACAAAAGAAGAAACAACUCGUAUUCAUUAUUUUUGUAUUAAGUUAACUAAGCAGGACUUGCACCUUGUGUCCGACCCCCUGCUUGCCCGACUCACACAAUGUGAAAGUGACUUAAUCAAAACUUUCACUAAAUGCACUUUCUGAAGAGCUGGACUCUCUAUCUCAAUCCCCUGGGAGAUAUUUCAUCUUCCUAAUUGGGGAAGAAAUAGUGCAAGGACGUUUCGGUGUCAGAUCUUUUUCUUUGUUCUUUGUUUUCAACCAAAGCUACAAGUUAAUCACACUUUUAUCUUUUAUUAUUGUUGUUGUUGUUAUUAUUAUUAUUAUUAUUAUUAUUAUUAUUAUUUUUCGUCAAACAGUCGUGCCCAACUUGUUUGUUAAUUUUUUUGGGGGGUGUGGAAAGAGAGGGGGCCCUUAUUUUGAUCCCCCGUCCCCCUGCACGCUGUGCUGUGACUCCAGACCUGUGCCAUGGCUGUAAAUGUAUCGAUGAGCCGUGACACAAAAUGGCUGACGCUGGAAGUUUGCCGGGAGUUCCAGAGAGGCACCUGCUCCCGCUCGGACGCCGAGUGCAAAUUCGCCCACCCGGCGAGGAGCUGCCACGUGGAGAACGGCCGAGUCAUCGCCUGCUUCGACUCGCUCAAGGGCCGCUGCACUCGGGAGAACUGCAAGUACCUCCACCCCCCACCCCACCUGAAGACCCAGCUGGAAAUCAACGGGAGGAACAACCUCAUCCACCAGAAGACUGCGGCCGCCAUGAUGGCACAGCAGAUGCAAUUCAUGAUGCCUGGAACCCAGCUGCAGCCCAUGACCACGUUCCCUAUGACGUCCUCCCUGGCCACCAGCCCCGCCAUGGCCUCCUUCAGCCCAUACCUGAGUCACAUGAGCUCUGGGAUGGGCCUGGUUCCCGAGCUGUUCCCCAACACUCCCAUGCUGGUCUCUGGGAACCCCACUGUGGCUGUCGGGGGCAGCUCUGCCGGGCAGAAGCACAUGCGCACUGAUAAGCUGGAGGUGUGCCGCGAGUUCCAGCGGGGGAACUGCACGAGGGGGGAGACCGACUGUCGCUACGCCCACCCCAUGGAGAUGGCCAUGAUCGACGGCUGUGAGAACUCCGUGGUCGUGUGCAUGGACUACAUCAAGGGCCGCUGCAGCCGUGAGAAGUGCAAGUACUUCCACCCGCCCACACAUCUCCAGGCCAAGAUCAAGGCAGCUCAGCACCAGGCCAACCAGAACGCUGCCAUGACCCAGCCAGACGCCCGAUCCCUGAAGCGACCCCUGCAGCCGACCCUUGACCUGGCUGUUCCUCCAGGGGCCCUGCAGCCAUUACCAAAGAGGCCGGCGCUCGAGAAAGCCAACGGUGGUACCGCUGUCUUCAACCCCAGCAUGAGCAUGUUUCAUUACCAGCAGGCCCUGGCUAACAUGCAAAUGCAGAUGCAGCAGCCAGCCUUCAUACCAACAGGGUCUGUCCUGUGCAUGACUCCCACUGCUGGCAUUGGACUCCUCAAAUCCCCAGUGCCCGGCAAUGACUGCAGCUGGGAGAGGUGCAGGCUGCCCCACAGCCGCUACCUGUCAAUGCCUGGAUUAACUGUUCCCAUGAUGCACAGUGCUACGCCCUCCACUGUUACUUCAGCAGCAGCAUCUGUCACGAGUGUCCCUUUCGCUGAGUCUGCGGCUGCUGAUCAGAUCCCCACGUUGUCCGUCGAUGAACUGAACAGCAACAUGUUUGUAUCUCAGAUGUAGCCGUGGCUAGUCGAACAGCCGUGUGCUCCGAGGUUCUGCAGCCACAAGGUGAAUCUCUGGUGUGUUUCCAUGGAAACCCGAUCACUAAGUUAACCCGAGUGCCCCCACGGCAAAGUCCACAGUAACCCUAAUCCAGCUGACACAUUAACCAAAAAAAAAUUCAAGUGAACCAUAAUAAUGAUGAUAAUAAUAAGAAUGUAAGAAUAAUUCAGAUGUUAGAGACACGUUUGCAGUACCAGACGGAUGUCAAUGUGUGAGAUGCUCACCGCGCAGAGAGGCAGGGUGAGCGGCUGUCCUGUCCUGCGCACAGAAAACAAAGAGCAGCCUUUUUAAAACUUCACUUGAAAAAGAAAGGAAGAAGGAAAAAAAAACGGCUCCCAAGCGGUUUCAAAUAGGUUAUAAAAAAAAAAAAAUAUAAAAAAAACAUAAGACUCUUGCUUUUACAGAAUAUUCGAAAUGGAGAUUUUUUUUUAUCGUCCUGUGUCUGGUUUUUAUUUUUCAUAAAAGAAAAAAAGAUUGAAAAAUAGUGUUAUUACUGUUAUGUUUACAUCAAAGUGUAUGUGUUUGUCUGGGGAAAGGGUGGUGGGGAUCAUACUGUUGAUAAUAAUGUAAGUGUUUGAUGAGUGCACCCAAACCACAUACUGUUAAUAAUAAGAGGUUGGCACUUGGAAAUGUGGCUGCACCGUCACUGCACGCGUUGUUUGGUUCUCCUAGAGCUCAAGGAUGGUGAGCCUUUUAAAAUGAUACCAUAAAUGAAGCCAGUUCAUACCUCGCUCCAGUUAUUACAUUAACUGUCUGCCCCGGAUGCUAUAAAUUAUACAUUGGAGGA
Messenger RNA from Polyodon spathula (Mississippi paddlefish), 3555 nucleotides. It is a transcript of the gene mbnl3, whose product is annotated as muscleblind-like splicing regulator 3. The transcript is spliced from 13 exons. Gene Ontology annotation, molecular function: metal ion binding. The coding region runs from base 1458 to 2726 and encodes 422 amino acids. NCBI's taxonomy places the organism in Eukaryota, Metazoa, Chordata, Actinopteri, Acipenseriformes, Polyodontidae. The record is from RefSeq and is a predicted model, not a curated record.